Messenger RNA from Scheffersomyces coipomensis, 2000 nucleotides. RefSeq lists its product as uncharacterized. Lineage: Eukaryota; Fungi; Ascomycota; Pichiomycetes; Serinales; Debaryomycetaceae. The record is from RefSeq and is a predicted model, not a curated record. The transcript has a single exon. Gene Ontology annotation, molecular function: protein binding. The coding region runs from base 120 to 1913 and encodes 597 amino acids.
AAAUCUCAUUUAGGGUAAGUACAAGCUUACAGCUACUGCUAUAUAUAUUGCAUCCAUUCCUGAUUUUGAUAAUAUCCAUUCAUUAUUUCACUGUUAUUGGAGUUAAUUCAUAUAAUAAAAUGUUUACUAGCUUCAUGUCUGAUGCAGACAAAGCUAAACAUGAACAUGAAUUAAAAUACAUUUCAAAGUUCAUUAAUGAUUAUUUGGAAAGAUUACCAUAUGAAUUAAUUUUAAGAAUCAUUAACAAGGUAUAUGAAAUUCAUUUAGCUUGGUUUUUAACUUUACAUCACUUACCUAUAUUACGACAAUUUGUCAUAUCACAAUUCUUCAGUGAUGAAAUUUCUUUAUAUUAUCAACGAGGGUACUAUCCAAAGAACUAUAAAGAAUCCAUAGAAGAUGAUGAAGAUCAAGAAGCAAUAGAUGAUUUGAAUAGUAGUAGAGACUUUUAUUAUCAUGAUGGUAAACUAAAAUUAGGUAAGAGGAAAGGUAUGGAAUGCUUUUAUUAUACAUUAAAGGUUAAUCCUAUAAAACGAAAGAAACAAUUUCCUUUUAUCUAUAGAGAACUGAUAAAGGAUAUAAUAAAUCAGAAGGAUUUGAAAUUUAAAGUCAUUUAUUUAAAGUGUAAGGCUAGUGAGUUCUUUACAUUGGUUUGUGAAAAGAAUCCAGUGAUUAUGAAUAGUGAAAAGGUUAAUCUUACCAUAUUAUGUGCUCAUGGUCUUAAAAAGGGAGAUCCUAGAGUGAAAGUUGAAAAAUCACUAAACAAUUUCACUGUCAAGAUUCAAAAUUUACAACUUGGAUCUAUUAGUUUACAUAAUUUAGUGGAGGUGGAUAUAAUGCAUGCUGACAUAUAUGAUUGGAGCAGUUUAAGACUUGGUGAAAAUUUAAGAAAGAUGAGGAUUUCAGGUAUAAAAUAUUUAGGUGUUGGUUCUAUAAAGUUUCCCUGCAAUUUAAAAUCGUUAUCUAUAAUCGGUGCCCAUUUAAAUCCAUUUGGAAAACAAGAAGAAUGUAGUUUUCCAUCAUCGUUAACCCAUUUAAACUUGAAUAAAUGUCAAUUGGAUAACAAAUACAUACUAGGUGUAUUAUUAAAACGUUUACCAAAUUUACAAUAUUUGAAGAUUAGAAACAAUUAUCUGAAAAUAAUUGACUCUACAAGAAAAUAUUAUAUGAGGGGUCAUGAACCACCUGAGAUAACAAUACCUAUCGAGUGGUCUUGGCCUCAAGAUUUGAAAGUUAUAUUUUUUGAUACUGAUAUUAGAUCUGAAGAUAAAGAAACUAUCAAACAAGUCGUCAUAUGGCCACCUAAACUUGAAGAAUUGAAAUUCCAAAUUAUAGAUUUAAAAAUGACCCAAGGUUUACCUGAUACUUUAACUAAAUUAGUUUUGAGUUUUAAUUGUGCUGCUAAUAACGGAAUUCAAUUUAAACUACCGCCCCAUUUAACAAGAUUAAUUUUAAUAGGUUUCGACUUUGAGGAUAAUAUUACUGAAUUUCCAAAAUCUUUAAUCGAAUUACAACUUUGUCUGUGUAACAAUAUUAACUAUUUUAAAAUUAGGUUUCCUUGUUUGUUAAAAUUCUUAAGUAUUGACAGUUGUUAUUUUUUGUAUCCAGAGGAAUAUCAAUACUGGCAAGAUUUAGAAAAUUUAACGUAUUUAUCACUAUCCGACAAUGAAAUCGAAAUCAUUUCAAAUUGGAUUCCUCCUCCAAAUUUAAUUCACUUGUGUUUAACCAAUAAUGAUAUUGAUUAUAGAGAUUUAUUAAUCUUCGGUGAAAAUUUGUGUGAACGUGUUGCACAUUUGGUAGGAUUGUAUAUGGGUUUACCAAGAAUUCCUUCUAAUUUUAAACUUCCCAAAACUGUUGACAGACUGACCUUAUCAGCUAGUGAAACUAGUUUAGAAAGAGGCACUACCAUGUUUUAAGCAUAUAUUUGUUGUUUAAGUCGCUUGAUGCAAUUGUCUGUAUGUAACGUAAUUUCCAUUUUAUAAAAGAGCUAAUUCUGAUUUUUA